Molecule: messenger RNA, 3822 nt
Organism: Vicugna pacos (alpaca)
Lineage: Eukaryota; Metazoa; Chordata; Mammalia; Artiodactyla; Camelidae
Gene: ARMH3
Product: armadillo like helical domain containing 3
Cellular component (GO): cytosol
Source: RefSeq, a predicted model, not a curated record
GCGGGCUUUAGGACCUCGCGAGGCACGGAGAGCUGGGGAAAGGGUCGGGGGAGGUCGGGAGCGCGUCCGUGAGCCCGGAGCGGCGGCCGCGUCGGUGGCGUCGGGAGCGAGCGGGCCCGGGAGCGGCGCGGGUGGUGGAGGAGGAGCCCGGGGCUCGAUUCUCUAACCAUGGCACAGGUAGAGAAACGAGGAGGUUUGCUCCGGAAAUCUUCAGCUUCCAAAAAACCACUGAAGGAAAAAGUGGUGCUGAUGUAUGAUGAGAUCUUCAUGACCGAGGACCCAAGUAAGUGCAGUCCUCGAUUUUGGGAGGAACUCUUCCUCAUGAAGGUGAAUUUAGAGUACCUAGAAGGCAAGCUGGAAUCUCUUGAUGGUGAGGAGUUAAUGAAGAUCAAGGACAAUAUUAAUUGCUUAUUUCAACAUUGCAUCCAGGCUCUGGGAGAGGAACAUCCAAUUCGAGUGGUCAAUGCAUUGCAGACAUUGUGUGCACUCAUUCGAGGAGUCCAUCAAAAGAAUAAGUCUACCUCUGGGUUUGACAUUAUCAACAUGCUGAUGGGCUUUGACAAGGCGGAGCUGUGCAUGAAGAACUUGAUGGAGAGUUUGGACUCAUUGCUUUGUGCAGAAGGCUCUGAAAGUCUGAAGAGUUUAUGUCUGAAACUUCUCCUCUGCUUAGUGACUGUAACCGAUAACAUCAGCCAGAACACUAUCCUGGAGUAUGUAAUGAUCAACAGCAUAUUUGAAGCAAUUUUGCAGAUACUCUCCCACCCCCCAAGUCGUAGGGAACAUGGCUAUGAUGCUGUAGUCCUCUUGGCUUUGCUGGUGAACUACAGAAAAUAUGAGUCUGUGAAUCCUUAUAUUGUGAAGCUAUCUAUUGUGGAUGAUGAAGCCACACUCAAUGGAAUGGGGCUUGUGAUUGCUCAGGCUUUAUCUGAGUACAACAGGCAGUAUAAAGACAAGGAAGAAGAACACCAGAGUGGUUUUUUCUCUGCUUUAACAAAUAUGGUAGGCAGCAUGUUCAUAGCAGAUGCCCAUGAGAAAAUCUCAGUACAAACAAAUGAGGCCAUCCUUCUGGCACUUUAUGAAGCUGUUCAUUUAAAUCGCAACUUCAUCACGGUAUUAGCCCAGAGUCAUCCAGAAAUGGGCUUGGUGACAACCCCUGUCAGUCCUGCUCCAACAACCCCAGCCACACCACUUGGGACCACACCACCCUCCUCUGAUGUUAUAAGUUCUGUGGAACUCCCUCUAGAUGCAGAUGUGCAGACCAGUAAUCUCCUGAUCACCUUCUUAAAGUAUAGCUCGAUUGUCAUGCAGGACACCAAAGAUGAGCACCGACUUCACAGUGGCAAACUCUGUCUGAUUAUCCUUACGUGUAUUGCAGAGGAUCAAUAUGCCAAUGCAUUUUUGCAUGACGACAACAUGAAUUUUCGCGUAAAUUUACAUAGAAUGCCUAUGAGACACAGGAAGAAGGCAGCAGACAAGAAUCUUCCCUGCCGUCCUUUAGUAUGUGCGGUACUCGACCUGAUGGUAGAGUUUAUUGUAACACACAUGAUGAAGGAGUUUCCUAUGGAUCUCUAUGUGCGCUGCAUUCAGGUAGUACAUAAACUACUUUGCUACCAGAAGAAGUGUAGAGUACGUCUGCAUUAUACCUGGCGGGAACUCUGGUCAGCCUUGAUAAAUUUGCUGAAGUUCCUUAUGUCAAACGAGACUGUACUUUUGGCCAAACACAACAUUUUUACAUUAGCUCUUAUGAUUGUGAACCUAUUUAAUAUGUUCAUCACGUAUGGCGAUACAUUCCUGCCCACCCCCAGCAGCUAUGAUGAACUCUACUAUGAGAUUAUCCGCAUGCAUCAGAGCUUUGACAACCUCUACUCCAUGGUCCUGAGGCUUUCUACCAAUGCAGGCCAGUGGAAAGAAGCAGCUAGCAAGGUGACCCACGCGUUGGUUAAUAUCAGAGCCAUCAUCAACCACUUUAACCCCAAAAUUGAAUCCUAUGCUGCUGUGAAUCACAUAUCCCAAUUGUCGGAGGAACAGGUGCUAGAGGUGGUGCGAGCCAACUAUGACACGCUCACAUUGAAGCUGCAGGAUGGCCUGGACCAGUAUGAGCGCUACUCAGAGCAGCACAAGGAAGCUGCCUUCUUCAAAGAGCUGGUUCGAUCCAUUAGCACCAAUGUCCGGAGGAACCUGGCCUUCCACACACUCAGCCAGGAAGUCCUGCUCAAGGAGUUCUCCACUAUCUCCUGAGGCCACGCAUACCUGAGCAGCCACUGACCGCCCUUACCCAUCUGGGCUGGAGAGGGAGCGAGGGGAGAGGGCCUGUUUCCAAGGUUGGAGAAAAACACAGAUACCGAGUUCUCUCGGUGAAGGCCGUACUUCAGUGGAGCUUGGACAGCAGGGGCCAGGAUGGGCAAACCAAGGAUAAUCUUAUUUAGGGAGGGGAUGGGUGGGCACAGGGAGAAGCCUUCAAAAAUGUGGGGACUUCCAGGGUGGGCUGCUUGAAUAGCUCCUCACAUUUCCAAUUGAGAGUACAAGUUGUGGCUACUGACUAAUUUUCAGGAGCUGUUGGGGCAAGCCUUAGGUUGAUGCCGACACCCUAGGGAUCAGUGGCUCUCCUAGGCUUCUGAAAACAGACUAACUCUCAAAUGUAGGUGGAGCCAAUUCUGCUUCCUUUGAGCUGAGCUGGGCCUGAAAUCUGUGUCCCCUGCCCUCCCUGGCACUUUGUCCAGUCAUUAGGGCCUUUCGCUCAGGCUUAGGGGGAGGUAGGAAUGGGAUACCUUUUUUCUAAAUCCAGAGCUGACUCCUCUGGGAGAGUGGAGAUUAGAAUCUGCCCAGUGCUCUGCUGUCCAGCUACCACUUUCUGGAUUAGAUUCUUGGCACCAGGAGUACCUGUUAGCUUUCCCCUGCCUUCCAACCCAUUGACUCGUCAGCACUACAGGGUCACAACCUUAGCUUUUUAUUUUCAAUCUGAUUUAAACUGUCUUAGAGUAUGUGUGUGAAAUAAACAUUGAUAGGUUUUCUGGAGCCCUCAGGUGCCUACUUUGCUGGUUCGCUUUCCAGCAGCUUCCCCACCUCCUUAACCACCCCCUCCUCUGGGAGCCUCUCCUGCCUCUGCUGAGCUCCCCUCCACGUGUUCCACCCCCUCACCCGGCUGUUGUUUACAUCCAGCCUGCCUGAGAAUUUCCUCUGGGGAGGAAUCUGUUCCUGCUGUGGUCUGGUGCCUGGGAGGGAGAGAACUUGCUGGGGCCAGGCUCUGAAUCAGGCCAGGUGAGCAUCCUGGAGAGGCCAUUCUGUCUACCCAUAUUCUGGGUGGAACCACAAGCAGUUCUCCUGACCUUUGGGAAGUUGGCUUAUGGUUCCUCAUCUGGACAGCCUCCAUGGGACUACUGUAGGCUUUCCCUGCCCUACAGCUGCCUUCAAAGUAGCUGCUACUCUGAAAUCCUCCCUUUCCAAAGCACUUUCUAAAGCCCUUAGGAUGGCAGCCAGCAAGCAGCACAGAAAGAAUCUGGGAGUAGGUGCAGGAAUCCAGCAAAAAGAGCAGGUUUGGGACCUCCCCAGCUUCUAUUCUACUGGACUUAGAUCUCUUUUGGAUACAUGCUCUCCCUGGGAACCAGAGUUCUGGCUCCAGCAUUCAACAGAUAGGUACUAUUUCCAGAGAAUCCACCAACAUGCUGCCAGGUACAGUUGUAGACUCUUACGAGAUCAGAAGCUGGGUCAUCUCUGAUCACUAGAUGCCUGAGACAUUUAGUGUUUUCCAUUGAUAAACCCCAGAGGAGCAGGAGCUGGAAGCUGGUGGCAAAUUGGAGUUAUUAAAAAUUGAUUUGUAUGGGA